UUCAGAAUACCACCAACAUGCCUCAGCAACAGCGGCAGUCGGCUCUGGGCAACAUACCCAGGGUAGUUGUCCGGCCAACAUGGGACAACAUGGUUGCAGUGUCGUAUCUGCCAAAGGGCUUCUUCUUCUUCAUCGCACACCCGUAUCUCUACCCUAUGCUCAAGACUCGCCUUCUGCCCGCCUUCUUGCUCAGCGCAUUCGUCUUACUGAAUCUUUUCUUCUGGACAUAUCUACCACAAGUCGCUUUCCUUUCGAUAUUCCACAAGGGUGGCAGUGCUUGGGUGAACGGCACGUUCCUCGUGUUGGGUGAGGGAGCAGCUGCCGUGGCUAUUUUGUUUGAAGCUUUCUUGGUGGACGAGACUCAAGUGGACAUAUUCGAUGCUGUCAUGAUCCACAAAGGCUACGAAGACCUCGUCCGCCAGCAUCGCCCUGUUUCAGAGGAGAACCUGAACGACCCCGUACGCCGUCUUGGGCGGCCAACGAAGACCUCAGUCUACGCCCCAUUCUCCUUCCGUCAGAUCGCCGAGUUCAUCAUACUGCUCCCGCUCAAUUUCGUACCAUACGUCGGAGUGCCGUUGUUUCUCCUUCUCACCGGAUACCGCGCAGGACCUUUCCAGCAUUGGCGGUAUUUCCAGCUCCUAGGCUUCGACCGCAAGCAGAGGGACAACUUUGUAGGUAAGCGUAGAUGGCAGUAUACAUGGUACGGUACAAUAUACCUGUUCUUGCAGCUUGUGCCACCGUUCAGCAUGCUGUUCCUUCUGACAGCCGCUGUCAGCUCUGCACUAUGGGCGGCCGACAUGGAGACGGCUCGGCGAGAUCAGGAGGAAAGGAUAAUUGCUCCUCAGUACACGGACGAGCUGGACGCUGCGGUAUGAGGCACGCCUUUAUAAGUUUUAAGACGCAGAACCAUACGUUCUAAGUAAUUGCCAUAUGAGACCUAUACUCGCAUACCGCUACAUGUGAGCUUCCCACUGAAGACCCAGCGUAUGCAUCUGGAUAGAGCUCCUAAGCAACGGAGCGUCAUGCGACAACCGAGCUUACGCCAGGGCUGCCCGGCUAAAUUGGCCUCGCCGAGCCAAUGUGCCCCUGGUAGUGACGCAAAUCAACUUCUUGCUUGAUCUGAUUCUGUGUGUUCUGAAGCUAUUGGCUGUUUGGAGAGUACAGUGCAGAGCAGAGGCGCAACAUAAUCUGACAUCUUGAACAGCUUGAAAGUAAGAUUUUGAGACCAGG
Macroventuria anomochaeta is the source of this 1230-nucleotide messenger RNA. RefSeq lists its product as uncharacterized. The coding region runs from base 18 to 875 and encodes 285 amino acids. The record is from RefSeq and is a predicted model, not a curated record. Gene Ontology annotation, cellular component: prospore membrane; ascospore wall; lipid droplet. The transcript has 3 exons. Lineage: Eukaryota; Fungi; Ascomycota; Dothideomycetes; Pleosporales; Didymellaceae.